GAAAGAGCGGUCCUCUACGCCGUAGUUAGCUACGACGCUAUUAAAUUCACGUAGCUGUCGCGUAGUAACUUUGUUCGUAGAGUUAAGGUAACUGUAAUUUUUAGUAAAAAUGUUAAUGUAAGUAUGUAAUGUACAAGUAAUAAAUGUGUGUUGAGUGUAAAAUAAAGUGAGUGACAUUAGGGGAGGGUGGCUGAAUAGUGUACGGUAACCUACUUAAUGCUUCGUUAUACACCGGAGGUACCGCAAAACUUAUGAGACGAUGCGGCAACAUGGGCCGAAGUGGUAGUGUCAUGGAGUUGUCAGCAGUAUUGCUGGUGCUCCUCCACCUGUCAAUACACGUCGUGGACGAGGGACUAGCCGUCAAUCCGAGUUGCACUUGCAUCCGUUUCACGUCAACGUACGGCAAGGAGCGUGGCACAUUCAGCAGCCCCGACUACCCGCGCCCCUACCCUGCCAGUCUCGACUGCCUGCUUUACACCUUCCUCGCUGCGCCUCACGAAAUCAUUGAAAUAGUCUUCACUGAUUUUGAUAUCUACAAGGAGCAUCUUGAUUGCGUUCGUGGAGACUAUCUAAAAGUGUAUUGGGAGGUCCAAGGACCAGGACCGCCUGGAGCUGUCAAUGAGCGGUCAGCUUGGGCUAGAGAGCUGUGUGGCAGUAGAUCGGAUGCUCCUCCAGCUCUUUACUCCCCUGGGCCUGCACUAGUCCUCGAGUUCCACUCUGGUCCACGACAGAACAAUGCUACGGGAUUCGUUGGCACGUACAGCUUUAUUGAUAAACGAUUAUUCGAGAUAGACGGUGUUCGUCUAUCGGGCACUGACUGCGACUACCAAUUCAGCCGGUCAGGCAACCGACCGACACACGGUCGACUCUACAGCCCGCAAUACCCCUCCAUCUAUCCGAAUAAUGUGCGAUGUUCGUAUUAUUUUCAUGCAAGGCCCAAAGAACGUGUGAAGGUAGUGUUCGAAGAAAUCUCUCUCCAGAAAGGUGAUAUAAGUUGUCUACGACGGGCGGACAUCAUCAAGGUGUUCGAUGGGAGAGACACCGAUGCACCCACGAUUGCCAUGCUAUGUAAUGAGCUUACAGGUUACGAGGUGCUGUCAACAGGACCAGCAUUGCUGCUGCAGUUCACAGCUAAUUCCGCAUCUCCGGGACAGGGCUUCGCUGCCACGUUCCAUUUUCAACCUCCUCCAGAUUCAACAGCUGCAGAUUCAGAUCGUCUACUGAAGCUGAGCUUUGGGAAGGCUUUCGAAUCCUUAGGUCCUGAAGUGAGCGCUACAACAUCAUCUUGUCACCAAGAAUUCAACAGUGAUGGAACUAAGCACGGCACGCUCACAUCACCGCACUAUCCGUCGCCGUACCCCCCGAACACCCAUUGCCACUAUGAAUUUUUUGGCAGAGGCAAAGAAAGAGUUAGACUAGUAUUUCAAGACUUCUAUUUGUAUAAAUCUGCAGAUGGUUCUUUAGAUUGCACAAACGUGGAUUCAAUGCAAGCUUUUAUCAACGUAGACGGAAGAUUAGAAAAAGUGGAAACGUUCUGUGGCGUCGACCUACCCAAGCCGAUCAUGUCGAACGGGCCGAAGCUAAUGCUCGAAUUCCGAGGAACACACUCCUCCAGAUACGCUAGAGGAUUUAAGAUCUCUUACUCAUUUGUAGAAAAUUUUGGCAUAACAUCAGGAAGACAGUUAAAAGAGUUUCCUUGCGCCUUCGUGUACAACAGCACUGAAGCUCGUAAUGGUACCUUCGCGUCUCCCAACUCUCCCGGACCAUACCCUCGUGACACCGAGUGUACUUACUUCUUUCAUGGCGGGGAGACAGAGAAAGUGCAUCUACAUUUUACGAAUUUCGAUGUUGAGGGGGUUUUACCAUGUGAAGCUGUAUCAGCAAGUGAUUACGUCGAAUUUUCAAACUACAUGACUGAGGACAACCUGUACGGCCGAUACUGUGGCCAGAUGAAGGAGUUCCAUGUAGAAUCUGAGAGGAAUUUCUUCAAAGUAACAUUUCGCUCCAAUGAUCGCCUGGACGGUACAGGCUUCAAAGCUAUCUACCAGUUUCUUGACAUCAGUGAUGAGUAUCGGGCCCCGAUGCAAGAUGAGGCUUCUAAUUCUGUGUGUAUACUUGGAAAUUUCAUGGUGCUAGUCGCUACGAUACUCCCACAUCUGCAUCACCAACUAUAUCAUUAACUAAAGUGAUAUUAGAUUAAAUUAAUAGUAUAUACUCCUGUAUAUUUUGUAUUAUAGUAUGUGCCAUACACUUGUAAUUUAAUGUAGAAGCGCAAUAUUUUCUAUAAAAUUGUAAUUUCAGUUUCCUUCCUUACAUAUUAUAGCAAUACCGUAUGAAACA
Messenger RNA from Hyposmocoma kahamanoa, 2340 nucleotides. RefSeq names its product suppressor of lurcher protein 1 (gene Sol1). Bases 252 to 2180 code for a protein of 642 amino acids. The record is from RefSeq and is a predicted model, not a curated record. Gene Ontology annotation, cellular component: plasma membrane. The transcript has 15 exons. NCBI's taxonomy places the organism in Eukaryota, Metazoa, Arthropoda, Insecta, Lepidoptera, Cosmopterigidae.